AUGGGUAAGGACUACAAGCCUUGCAAAUUCUUCCAAAACGUAUACAAGGACUUCUGCCCCAAUUUCUGGGUUGAGAAAUGGGACGAGCUCGUUGAGGAAGGUCCGCUUCCCCGCCAAGUUCGAUCGCUAGGAUGGUCGCAACUACUUUAUAUAUAG
Molecule: messenger RNA, 156 nt
Organism: Ostertagia ostertagi
Lineage: Eukaryota; Metazoa; Nematoda; Chromadorea; Rhabditida; Trichostrongylidae
Source: the annotation of a GenBank genome assembly